AUGAGACUUGGAUCAACUCUGCUCGUAUAUCAAAUCCAGUGUUCAUUUUCGCUGCCUUGUGCUCCCGCCAAUUCUCCUCCGCCUUACAGUAAGAAACAGAGAAAUGGAACCAUGGGAGGAAGCACUAGAUGUGGACGACUCAGAUCUUCCUUCACUGCUCCGUCCCUCAACCCUUCUCCUCUGCAAGCGCCACCUUCUUCCGGAACAAUCUAACAAGCCCACCACCGAUAUCAUCUGCUCUUCUCGCACUCUCUCCCUUUCUCUUGAGCCCUGCUCGCAACUUCACCGCCCUUCACAAUCCCAAACCCAAAUCCACUUCCCUGAAACCCUAGAUUCUCAAUCUGAUCAUCGCUUGCCUCAGAUUGAGAUUUCUGAGGUCGAGGAGGAGGAAGAACAGCAGCAGCAGCAGGGUCCAUCGACGAGCUCUCUACGUCUCCUUCCUGGUCCUGCAGGCGCCCUUCAGGCCGCCAUGCACCGGCAUGCUCGUUAUCGUGAACAGAAAUUCUCUUGUUCUCAAGAACAAAUCCCUACUCAGGAGUUUCUUAGGAGGGUACACGAAGGUGGAGAUGGCGACGAGGACUUUAGGACCAAUUCAUGGCUUUGCGCUUUGGAUUUCCUUGGUGGUGGAGACGGUGUUGCUCUGAGAUCUCCUUUACGCUCAAUUAAGCCACGCGUAGGCAUUGAGAAGGUGCCUCAGGUUGUUGCAGUUAUCAAAUCUUGUGUGCCUAAUGGGCUAGGUGACUUGAUUGUAUCUCUGAAGUAUCCUACGGGUACCGUUAGUGCAAGCAUCCAUCGUAAAGUUCUAACAGAGAGUGAGUUUGGAAGGGACAUAUCUGUAGGUGCAGUUAUGAUACUAAAAGAGGUUGUCGUGUUCUCUCCUUCUUGGUCAGCAUGUUAUCUAAAUAUAACUCUGCAUAAUGUGGUUAAGGUUUUCGGUAAAGAAUGUGGACCUCCUCCAAAACAAAAUGACGAUGUAUCUGGAGACAAACUUGCUGUUUCUGGAAGAGAACAAAGCAAAGAAACUAGGCCUGGGAUUAUGGAGAGGACAUCACAUUUGACAGACGGAGCAGCUCAUGGAAUCACAGCUGGUUUUGUCAGAAGAGAUGACAAUGAUGAUGGCAGAAUGGAUGUUGACAGUGAAAAGGGGGAACAUAGUCUAGCAGCAGGAAGCUUCCACUUUUACAGCAGCAGUAGUAGUAGGAAGUCCCAUCAUGCUGCCAAAGAAGAGGCAGUAAGAAUAGAUUCCAAACAUGUACCUUUGGGAAGCUUUCACAGCAAUAGUAGUGGAUGCCAAAAUGCUCCUAAGGUAGUGGAUACAGACAUGGUCAAGGGUCCUAAUGAUCAUGAAGCUGGGAGAACGAAUGUAGUUAAGAAGCUGCCACGUAUUUCAAGUACUUCACUACCAGAGUGGACUGAUGACCAGCUAGAGGAGCUAUUUGCUGCUGGUUCUCAAGAUAGUGACUCCUUACUCUCAUAAGCUGUAUAGUUUACUGUAUUGAUGUGAAACACCAAUGUAAACCCCCUCCAUUCUUUCCCAGAGAAGAAGGUGAAACACCAUAGAAAUAUCCACCAUGAUGUUGAAGGUUUCAUAUACAUACACCUGUGUCUAAUAUUCUCUCCUCUUUUCCUUAAAAGCAAUUCAAACAUGAGCUACUAGUUGCAGGCCAGGUUCGCUAAUAGUUAAUGUUAUGUUGCUGCAAUGCCGCA
Molecule: messenger RNA, 1707 nt
Organism: Telopea speciosissima
Lineage: Eukaryota; Viridiplantae; Streptophyta; Magnoliopsida; Proteales; Proteaceae
Exons: 8
Coding region: 104-1477 (457 amino acids)
Biological process (GO): recombinational repair
Source: RefSeq, a predicted model, not a curated record